AUGUCUAUGGACAUCGAUGCGCCAGUGGCGCUGCCUUCCAGACCUUUGAUCCCACAAGACAGCGCAACCAUUCUCUGCUGCAACUGUGGUGCACCCAUAGAUGGCACUUCUGCCGCUGGAGCACUCUGCUACGAUUGUGUCAAGCUCACCGUUGACAUCUCCGAAGGCAUACAAAGAGAGGCAACCCUACAUAUCUGCAGAGAUUGUGAGCGAUGGCUGCAACCACCUGCACAUUGGAUCACUGCUUCACCUGAAUCAAGGGAAUUGCUAGCAUUAUGUCUUCGGAAAUUGAGAGGCCUUUCGAAGGUCAGGAUCAUCGAUGCCAGCUUUAUCUGGACGGAGCCCCAUUCGAGGCGAAUCAAAGUGAAAAUCACUAUUCAGCAGGAAGCGUUUCAAGGGACCAUUCUCCAGCAAACCUUCGAGGUCGAAUACGUCGUUGCAUACCACCAGUGUCCAGAUUGUGCAAAGAGCUUUACAGCCAACACAUGGCGAGCCGUCGUACAAGUGCGCCAAAAGGUCCCUCACAAACGAACUUUCCUCUACCUCGAACAGCUCAUCCUGAAACAUUCCGCUCAUAAAGAAACAAUCAACAUCAAGGAAGUCAAGGACGGUCUAGACUUCUUCUACGCCCAAAGAAAUCAUGCCGAGAAAUUUGUUGACUUCUUGACAUCUGUUGCCCCUGUUAGAUCCAAGAAGUCUCAAGAGCUUAUCUCCGUGGAUAUCCAUACCUCUACGAAAUCCUACAAAUUUUCAUUUUCUGUCGAGCUCGUCCCGAUAUGUAAGGAUGAUCUGGUAGCUUUACCCAUCAAGCUCGCCAAACAAAUCGGAAACAUUGCUCCCCUAACCAUCUGCUACCGUGUUGGCACAUCUGUCAAUCUUCUAGAUCCAAACACUCUCCAGACAGCCGACGUCUCUACACCCAUCUAUUGGCGAUCUCCAUUUACCUCUUUGGCAGAUGUUCAAGAACUCGUCGAGUUUGUCGUGAUGGAUAUUGAACCUAUUGGUCCUCAGAAGGGCCGCUUUCUUCUUGCCGAAGCCACCGUAGCACGAUCAUCAGAUCUCGGCAGCAAUGACGUUACAUACUUCACCCGCACACAUCUUGGCGCAGUCCUCCACCCGGGCGACUCGGUCAUGGGCUACCACCUUAGCGGCACAAAUUUUAACAACCCCAAUUUCGAAGCGUUAGAGCAGAGCAAUGCCUACUCAUCCAGCAUACCUGAUGUCAUACUAGUCAAGAAAUCCUACGCCCGCAAGAAGAAGAACAAGUCACGCAACUGGCGACUAAAGCGCAUGAACAAAGAUGAGGGCGAGAUGUUACCGAAGAAGCAGGAUCAAGAUAGGAUUGAACGAGACUUCGAAAUGUUUCUGCGAGAUGUGGAGGAGGAUACCGACUUGCGGAGUACACUUGCACUGUACAAAGCUCAGCAGGAGAAGAAGGAGAAGGACCGCAUGGAGGGAUUGGAGACGGCGAGCGUUGUUGAGACGGAAGAAACAGAAGACGGGGAAGAAGUGCCGAAGAUCGAUAUGGAGGAGCUGCUUGACGAUUUCAACGAGCUGGACGUUCACGAUGAGGUUUGA
Molecule: messenger RNA, 1578 nt
Organism: Letharia columbiana
Lineage: Eukaryota; Fungi; Ascomycota; Lecanoromycetes; Lecanorales; Parmeliaceae
Exons: 4
Coding region: 1-1578 (525 amino acids)
Biological process (GO): ribosomal large subunit export from nucleus
Cellular component (GO): cytoplasm; nucleus
Molecular function (GO): ribosomal large subunit binding
Source: RefSeq, a predicted model, not a curated record